Messenger RNA from Linum tenue, 1177 nucleotides. NCBI's taxonomy places the organism in Eukaryota, Viridiplantae, Streptophyta, Magnoliopsida, Malpighiales, Linaceae. The record is from the annotation of a GenBank genome assembly.
UAUAUAUUCUCCUAAAUAAUAAGCUGCCUCUAAUCCAUCAAUGGCUUCCCUAAUUAUCUACUACUCUACUACUAAUUAUACUUAUCGUUUGCUUUUUUGCUGUGCUUUGCUUUAUUCAUUCUUGUUGCAUGAUUCAGUAGUACUGACUACUGCUUCUUCUUCUUAUCCUCCUUCUCCUUCUCCCGCAGCUGCCCCCAACUCCUCGGAGCACCGCCGCGGCCACCACGGCUGGGUCGGGCCGGUCGGCCGCCGGGUCAUCACGGUGGACAUCGCCGGGUCGGGCCAGUUCCGGUGCGUCCAGGCAGCCAUCGACUCCGUCCCGGAGAACAACAACGAGAACGUCAUCAUCCUCCUCUCCCCCGGAGUCUACAUAGAGAAGGUGGUGGUGCCGGCGACGAAGCCGUACAUAACGCUGGAAGGAGCGGCGGGAAGAGGGGCGACGGUGAUCGAGUGGCACGACCGAGCCAGCGACCCGGCACCCAACGGCGAGCAGCUCAGGACUUACCGCACCGCCUCGGUUACCGUGCUGGCCAACUACUUCACCGCGCGCAACAUCAGCUUCAAGAACACGGCGCCGGCGGCGCCUCGGCCGGGGCUGCAAGGGUGGCAGGCGGUGGCGAUUCGGGUGUCGGGGGACAAGGCGUACUUCGUGGGGUGCGGGUUCUACGGGGCGCAGGACACGCUGUGCGACGACGCCGGCAGGCAUUACUUCAACGACUGCUACAUCGAGGGAUCCAUCGACUUCAUCUUCGGCAACGGAAGGUCCAUGUACAAAGACUGCGAGCUGCACUCGAUAGCCACAAGAUUCGGGUCCAUCGCGGCCCAAGAUAGAAGACACCCUGACGAGAAGUCGGGCUUUGCAUUCUUCAACUGCAGAGUGACUGGGACAGGCCCGCUCUACGUGGGCCGAGCCAUGGGCCAGUACUCCAGGAUCGUCUACUCCUAUACCUACUUCGAUGACGUGGUUGCACACGGUGGCUGGGAUGACUGGGACCACGUCAGCAACAAAAACAAGACGGCGUACUUUGGAGUGUACAAAUGUUGGGGGCCUGGAGCUGAGAAAGUGAGAGGUGUAUCAUGGGCAAGAGAGCUAGAUUAUGAUUCUGCACACAAGUUUCUAGCCAAGAGCUUUGUUAAUGGCAGGCACUGGCUUCCAGCUGAUGCUUUACUUGCUUAG